This is a messenger RNA of Equus caballus (horse), 7891 nucleotides long. It is a transcript of the gene TNC, whose product is annotated as tenascin C. Gene Ontology annotation, cellular component: perisynaptic extracellular matrix. Gene Ontology annotation, molecular function: protein binding. Lineage: Eukaryota; Metazoa; Chordata; Mammalia; Perissodactyla; Equidae. The record is from RefSeq and is a predicted model, not a curated record. Gene Ontology annotation, biological process: regulation of cell adhesion.
GGAGGCGAGGCGUCCCAUUACAGAGGAAGGAGCUCGCUAUAUAAGCCAGCCAAAGCUGGCUGCACUGGCCACAGCCUGCCUACUGUCACACGCUCUCCCGCGCGCAGACACACACCCGCCUCUCCUCCGCACAAAGACGGCGCGGGCGCGGGGUGACACUGGGGGGCAGCGCACGUGGGAGCCCCGCGGCUGCUCACAUCCAGGUGCUUAUUCCAUGGAGCUGGUUCGCUCAAGGAUCUAGGUGUUUCCCAGUUCCGGAAAGAAGAGAAUUCCUUCAAGAAGAUCAGAAACGACUGAUUUGGGUUCUACUCUGUGCUUCCAAAUCCCCAAUUCUGCCUGAUAGUGAGACACUCUAGGACUGUAGAACCCCAGAAACGUCCAGCCAAACCCACUUCCACCAUGGGGGCCAUGACUCGGCUGUUGGCAGGCAUCUUCCUAGCUUUGCUCGCCCUCUCUACGGAAGGUGGGGUCCUCAAGAAAGUCAUCCGGCACAAGCGAGAAAGUGGGGUGAAUAUCUCCCUGCCAGAGGAAAACCAGCCAGUGGUGUUUAACCAUGUCUACAACAUCAAGCUGCCGGUCGGGUCCCAGUGCUCAGUGGAUCUGGAAUCAGGCAGUGGGGCGAAAGACCUGGCCCCGCCAUUGGAGCCCAGUGAAAGUUUCCAGGAGCACACAGUGGAUGGAAACAACCAGAUCGUCUUCACACACCGCAUCAACAUCCCCCGCCGGGCCUGUGGUUGCGCAGCUGCUCCUGACGUCAAAGAGCUUCUGAGCAGAUUGGAGGAGCUGGAGAACCUGGUGUCUUCCCUGCGGGAGCAGUGUACCACAGGAGCAGGCUGCUGUCUCCAGCCUGCUGAAGGCCGCCUGGACACCAGACCCUUCUGCAGUGGCCGGGGGAACUUCAGCGCUGAAGGAUGUGGCUGUGUUUGCGAACCGGGCUGGAAAGGCCCCAACUGCUCUGAGCCCGAAUGUCCAGGCAACUGUCACCUGCGAGGCCAGUGCCUGGAUGGGCAGUGCCUCUGCGACGAGGGCUUCACCGGGGAAGACUGCAGCCAGCUGGCCUGUCCCAGCGACUGCAAUGACCAGGGCAAGUGCGUGAAUGGGGUCUGCAUCUGUUUCGAAGGCUACGCCGGCGCUGACUGCAGCCAGGAGGUCUGCCCGGUGCCCUGCAGCGCGGAGCACGGCAGGUGCGUGGACGGCCAGUGCGUGUGCCAAGAUGGCUUUGCCGGCGAAGACUGCAAUGAGCCCCUGUGCCUCAACAACUGCAACAACCGCGGGCGGUGCGUGGAGAACGAGUGUGUGUGUGAUGCGGGCUUCACGGGCGAGGACUGCAGUGAACUCAUCUGCCCCAAGGACUGCUUCGACCGCGGCCGCUGCAUCAACGGCACCUGCUACUGCGAAGAAGGCUUCACGGGCGAGGACUGUGGUCAGCUCACCUGCCCCAACGCCUGCCGUGGCCAGGGCCGGUGCGAGGAGGGCCAGUGCGUGUGCGAUGAGGGCUUUGCCGGCGUGGACUGCGGCGAGAAGAGGUGUCCGGCCGAUUGUCACAACCACGGCCGCUGCGUAGACGGGCAGUGUGAGUGUGACGACGGCUACACAGGAGCUGACUGCGGAGAGCUGCAGUGUCCCAACGGCUGUAGUGGCCACGGCCGCUGUGUCAAUGGGCAGUGCGUGUGUGACGAGGGCUACACCGGGGAGGACUGCGCCCAGCUGCGGUGUCCCAGCGACUGUAACAGCCGGGGCCGCUGCGUCCAGGGGAAGUGUGUGUGCGAACAAGGCUUCCAGGGCUAUGACUGCAGUGAAAUGAGCUGUCCCCACGAUUGCCACCAGCACGGCCGCUGCGUGAAUGGCAUGUGCAUCUGUGACGACGGCUACACAGGCGAGGACUGCCGGGAGCUGCGGUGCCCCAGGGACUGCAGCCACCGGGGCCGCUGUGUGGACGGGCGGUGCGUGUGCGAGGACGGCUUCACCGGCCCCGACUGCGCAGAGCUCUCCUGCCCGAGUGACUGCCAUGGCCAGGGCCGCUGUGUGAACGGGCAGUGUGUGUGCCACGAAGGCUUCACAGGCAAAGACUGCAAGGAGCGGAGGUGUCCCAGCGACUGUCACGGCCGGGGCCGCUGCGUGGACGGCCAGUGCAUCUGCCAGGAGGGCUUCACGGCUCCAGACUGCGGGCAGAGGUCCUGCCCCAAUGACUGCAGUAACUGGGGGCAGUGCGUGGCAGGCCGCUGCAUCUGCAAUGAGGGCUACACAGGGGAAGACUGCUCAGAGGUGUCCCCUCCCAAAGACCUCAUCGUGACAGAAGUGACGGAAGAGACUGUAAACCUGGCCUGGGACAAUGAGAUGCGGGUCACGGAGUACCUCGUCACGUACACUCCCACCCACGAGGGCGGCCUGGAAAUGCAGUUCCGUGUGCCCGGAAACCAGACAUCCACCAUCAUCCAGGAGUUAGAGCCUGGCGUGGAGUAUUUCAUCCGUGUGUUUGCCAUCCUGGAGAACAAGAAGAGCAUCCCCGUCAGUGCCAGGGUGGCCACUUACUUACCUGCACCUGAAGGCCUAAAGUUCAAGUCCAUCAAGGAGACAUCUGUGGAAGUGGAGUGGGAUCCUCUGGACAUCGCUUUCGAAACGUGGGAGAUCAUCUUCCGGAAUAUGAAUAAAGAAGACGAAGGAGAGAUCACCAAAAGUCUAAGGAGGCCAGAGACCACGUACCGGCAAACAGGCCUAGCUCCUGGGCAAGAGUACGAGAUCUCUCUGCACAUUGUGAAGAACAAUACGAGGGGGCCAGGCCUGAAGAGGGUGACAACCACCCGCUUGGAUGCCCCCAGCCAGAUCGAGGUGAAAGAUGUCACAGACACCACUGCUCUGAUCACCUGGUUCAAGCCCCUGGCUGAAAUCGACGGCAUCGAGCUCACCUAUGGUGUCAAAGAUGUGCCAGGUGACCGCACCACCAUCGAUCUCACACAGGAUGAGAACCAGUACUCCAUCGGGAACCUGAAGCCAGACACGGAAUACGAAGUGUCCCUCAUUUCACGCAGGGGUGACAUGUCCAGCAACCCGUCCAAAGAGACCUUCACGACAGGUCUGGAUGCUCCCAGGAAUCUCCGUCGUGUCUCCCAGACAGACAACAGCAUCACCCUGGAGUGGAGGAAUGGCAAGGCGGCCAUCGACAACUACAGAAUUAAGUACGCACCCAUCUCUGGAGGGGACCACGCUGAGGUCGAAGUCCCGAGGAGCCCACAAGCCACAACCAAAACCACACUCACAGGUCUGAGGCCGGGAACUGAAUAUGGAAUUGGAGUGUCUGCUGUGAAGGGAGACAAGGAGAGCGAUCCGGCCACCAUCAACGCGGCCACAGACCUGGACGCACCCAAGGACCUUCGGGUUUCUGAAACUGCGGACACCAGCCUGACUCUGGUGUGGAGAACUCCAUCGGCCAAGUUUGACCAUUACCGCCUCAACUACAGCCUUCCCUCCGGCCAGCCAGUGGAGGUGCGGCUUCCCAAAGCCACCACCUCCUACGUCCUGAGAGGUCUGGAACCUGGACAGGAAUACCCCAUCCUCCUCACCUCAGAGAAGGGCAGACACAAGAGCAAGCCUGCACGUGUAACGGCAUCCACAGACCACACCCCUGAACUGGAAAACCUCACGGUGACCAAGGUUGGCUGGGAUGGCCUCAAACUCAACUGGACCACAGCUGACCAGGCCUAUGAGCACUUUGUCAUACAGGUGCAGGAGGUCAACAGGGUGGAGGCGGCUCAGAACCUCACGGUGCCCGGCAGCCUGAGGGCAGUGGAAGUCCCGGGCCUCAAGGCCGCCACCCCUUAUAGAGUUACCAUCUACGGGGUGAUCCGGGGCCAUAGAACACCAGUGCUGUCUGCUGAGGCCUCCACAGGGGAAAGUCCCAAUUUGGGAGAGGUCACGGUGUCCAAGCUGGGCUGGGAUGCCCUCAAGCUCAACUGGACCGCUCCGGAAGGAGCCUAUGAACAGUUUCUCAUUCAAGUGCAGGAGACUGACAGAGUAGAGGCAGCCCAGAACCUCACAGUCCCAGGAGGACUGAGGUCCGUGGACUUGCCUGGGCUCAAAGCAUCCACUCGUUAUAGCAUCACCAUCCGCGGGGUCACUCGAGACUUCAGCACAGCCCCUCUGUCUGUUGAAGUCUUGACAGAGGAGGUUCCAGAUCUGGGAAACCUCACAGUGACCGAGGUUAGCUGGGAUGCCCUCAGACUGGACUGGACCACCCCAGAUGAGAUCUAUGAGCAGUUUGUCAUUGAGGUCCAAGAGGCUGACCAGGCCAAAGAAGCUCACAGUCUCACAGUUCCUGGCAGCCUGCGCUCCGUGGAAAUCCCAGACCUCAGGGCUGGGACCCCUUACACAGUCACCCUGCACGGCGAGGUCAGGGGCCGCCGCACUCGACCCCUUGCUGUCGAGGUCAUGACAGAGGAGCUCCCUGAGCUGGGAGACUUAGUCGUGACCGAGGCUGGCUGGGAUGGCCUCAAACUCAACUGGACCGCAGCUGACCAGGCCUAUGAGCUCUUUGUCAUACAGGUGCAGGAGGUCAACAGGGUGGAGGCGGCUCAGAACCUCACGGUGCCCGGCAGCCUGAGGGCAGUGGAAGUCCCGGGCCUCAAGGCUGCCACCCCUUAUAGAGUUACCAUCUAUGGGGUGAUCCGGGGCUAUAAAACACCAGUGCUGUCUGCUGAGGCCUCCACAGCCGGAGAACCUGAAAUUGGAAACUUAAAUGUUUCCGCCAUAACUCCUGAGAGCUUCAAUCUCUCCUGGACAGCUACUGAUGGGGCCUUCGAGACCUUUACCAUUGAAAUUAUUGAUUCCAAUAGGUUCCUGGAGACGAUGGAAUAUAACGUCUCUGGUGCUGAACGAACUGCCCACAUCUCAGGGCUCCGCCCUAGUAACGAUUUUAUUAUCUACCUCUCGGGACUUGCUCCCAGCAUCCGGACCAAAACCAUCAGUGCCACAGCCACCACAGAGCCAGAGCCACAGUUGGGCAUACUAAUCCUUAGCAAUAUUACUCCUGACAGCUUCAACGUGUCAUGGACCACUCGAGCUGGGCCUUUUGCAAAGAUUGUUAUCAAUGUUAGUGAUUCUCAGUCGCUCCAUGAGUCACAGCAAUUCACAGUCUCAGGAGAUGCACAGCAUGCUCACGUCACCGGCUUGGUGGAGAACACUGGCUAUGAUGUUAGUGUGACAGGGACCACCUGGGCUGGGGACCCCAGCAGACCCCUCACUGCCUUUGUCGUGACAGAGGCCCUGCCCCUUCUGGAAAACCUAACCAUUUCCGACAUUAAUCCCUACGGGUUCACAGUUUCCUGGAUGGCAUCGGAGAAUGCCUUUGACAGCUUCCUAGUAACGGUGGUGGAUUCUGGGAAGCUGCUGGAUCCCCAGGAAUUCACACUUUCAGGAACCCAGAGGAAGCUGGAGCUCAGAGGCCUCAUAACUGGCAUUGGCUAUGAGGUUAUGGUCUCUGGCUUCACCCAAGGGCACCAAACCAAGCCCUUGAGGGCUGAGAUUGUUACAGAAGCCGAGCCGGAAGUUGACAACCUUCUGGUUUCAGAUGCCACCCCAGACGGUUUCCGUCUGUCCUGGACAGCUGAUGAAGGGGUCUUCGACAGUUUUGUUCUCAAAAUCAGAGAUACCAAAAAGCAGUCUGAGCCACUGGAAAUAACCCUACUUGCCCCCGAACGUACCAGGGACAUAACAGGUCUCAGAGAGGCCACUGAAUACGAAAUUGAACUCUAUGGAAUAAGCAAUGGAAGGCGGUCCCAGCCAGUCAGUGCUAUAGCAACAACAGCUAUGGGCUCCCCAAAGGAAAUCAUUUUCUCAGACAUCACUGAAAACUCCGCCACUGUCAGCUGGAUGGCGCCCACUGCCCAGGUGGAGAGCUUCCGGAUUACUUACGUGCCCAUUGCAGGAGGGACUCCCUCGGUGGUAACUGUGGAUGGAACCAAGACUCAGACCAGGCUGGUGAAGCUCUUACCUGGUGCGGAGUACCUUGUCAGCAUCAUCGCCAUGAAGGGCUUUGAGGAAAGCGAGCCUGUCUCUGGAUCAUUCACCACAGCGCUGGAUGGCCCGUCUGGCCUGGUGACAGCCAACAUCACUGACUCAGAAGCCUUGGCCAUAUGGCAGCCGGCCAUCGCCCCCGUGGACAGUUACGUCAUCUCCUACACAGGGGAGAGAGUGCCAGAAAUUACACGCACGGUGUCCGGGAACACGGUGGAGUAUGCGCUGACCAGUCUCGAGCCUGCCACGGAAUACACGCUGAGGAUCUUUGCGGAGCAAGGGCCCCAGAAGAGCUCAGCCAUCACUACCAAGUUCACAACAGACCUCGAUUCUCCAAGAGAUUUGACUGCUACUGAGGUUCAGUCGGAAACUGCCCUCCUCACCUGGCGACCCCCCCGGGCGUCUGUCACUGGUUACCUAUUGGUGUAUGAAUCCGUGGAUGGUACAGUCAAGGAAGUCAUUUUGGGUCCAGACACCACCUCUUAUAGUUUGGCAGAGCUGAGCCCAUCCACCCACUACACUGUCAAGAUCCAGGCAUUGAAUGGGCCCCUGAGGAGCAAGCUAGUCCAGACUUUCUUCACCACAGUUGGACUCCUGUACCCAUUCCCCAGGGACUGCUCCCAAGCGAUGCUGAAUGGAGACACGACCUCGGGCCUCUACACCAUUUAUCUGAAUGGCGAUAAGGCCCAGCCGCUGGAAGUCUUCUGUGACAUGACCUCUGAUGGGGGUGGAUGGAUUGUGUUCCUGAGACGCAAAAAUGGACGUGAGGAUUUCUAUCGAAACUGGAAGGCCUAUGCUACUGGGUUUGGGGACCGCAGAGAAGAAUUCUGGCUUGGGCUGGACAACCUGAACAAAAUCACAUCCCAAGGGCAGUACGAGCUGCGAGUAGACCUGCGGGACCACGGGAAGUCAGCCUAUGCUGUCUAUGACAGGUUCAGCGUGGGUGAUGCCAAGACGCGCUACAAGCUGAAGGUGGAGGGGUACAGCGGGACAGCAGGUGACUCUAUGGCCUAUCACAAUGGCAGAUCCUUCUCCACCUAUGACAAGGACACGGACUCAGCCAUCACCAACUGUGCCCUCUCCUACAAGGGGGCUUUCUGGUACAAGAACUGUCACCGUGUCAACCUGAUGGGGAGAUAUGGGGACAAUAACCACAGUCAGGGUGUUAACUGGUUCCACUGGAAGGGCCACGAAUAUUCAAUCCAGUUUGCUGAGAUGAAGCUGAGACCCAGCAACUUCCGAAAUCUUGAAGGCAGGCGCAAACGAGCAUAAAUUCCAGGGACAACUGGGUGAGAGAGAAGUAGGGCCCAGAGAAAGAAAAAAAUUUUACCAAAGCAUCGAUACAAUCAAUCUAACCACCAAGCCACACCUGGACAUUUGGCAGGAGUUAAAGUUGACCAUGGAUCAUCAGGGCCAAAGGCAGCAGCACUGUCCUGGCCCCCCUCUGCGGUGACUUCCUUCACACCAAAGACGACAGUCUCCAACCUGUUUCCGUUUUGUUGUUUGAAUCAGCAAAAAUCUUCCAGUGACAGCAUCGCCAUGGUUUUCCUUCUCUUGGGUGGCUCUGGGAAUGGGAGAGGGGUAGGCUGUACAGUGGUAGUUUUAGGACUGUAUUUUACCCAAAGCUAUGUAAUUAAUUAUCAUUAUUUUUGUUAGCAAUGAGUCAAUGUGUGUCAUUGGAAGCCGUCCCUUUUUUUACAUUUCAUACAACAGAAACCAGAAAAGCAAUACUGUUUGAAUUUUAAGGAUAUGAUUAAUAUUAUUAAUAUAAUAAUGAUGAUGAUGAAAACUAAGGGUUUUUAAAGAGAUCUUCCUUUCCCAAACACAUCUGGACAGUACCUGAUUGUAUUUUUUUUUUAAUAAAAGCACAAGUACUUUUAAA